Molecule: messenger RNA, 1470 nt
Organism: Pseudoliparis swirei
Lineage: Eukaryota; Metazoa; Chordata; Actinopteri; Perciformes; Liparidae
Product: immediate early response gene 5-like protein
Exons: 1
Coding region: 123-1001 (292 amino acids)
Source: RefSeq, a predicted model, not a curated record
UGGAGCGCUAUGGACACAGUCUACGCGAAUCAAGUAGGAAUCUCAACUAAAGACAUAUUUCUUCAGUGAAGAAACAACCGAUUUGAGAGGCUGAGAGCAAAGAACCGGUGGCCCGGUUGAGGAUGGAGUGUGCAUUAGAAGCACAGAAUCUGAUCUCCAUUUCUUUGAGGAAAAUCCAAAGCUCCAGGACGCAGAGAGGAGGCAUCAAGCUCCACAAGAACUUACUCGUAACAUACGUACUGAGAAACGCCAGGCAGUUUUAUAUGAGCAAAAACUUGCCGCAAACGCAAAGGACGCAUCAAUACGAGGAUGUAGCGGCAGUCCGUGAAAGGCAAGAAUAUUUUGAAUUGAAUGGGAGCUUAACGGAGUUGUCCGAUGACUUCUACUGCAACUUUACUGGGGCUGAGUCGGACACUUGGCACUGCGGAGCGCACCAGCCCAACGGCCAGCCCGCCGAAGUGGCGCACCAAGACGCAUCUGCCUGCGCAAUGCUUUCACCAAGUGACUCCGACCUCAUGGUUUCCGAAUCCUGUUGGAGUUGUGCAGACAAAUCAUCCUGGGAGUUACCUAUCCCAAACCUACAAGCCAACCAAAAGACUGUCCUGGACUUGGACACGCAUGUGGUGACUACUGUCACGAAUGGAUACUUCCACUCAGACUGUUGCGCGCAGUCUAAACAGCCGCAGGGCGCGCAGUGCUACACUAAGAAGCGGAAGAUGGACACAAGUUAUCAUAUUGUUGAUCCAGAGUUUUAUUUGUCAGACUUUGGGCCACUGCCAUGUAAACGGAUGAGGACUGAGGAUGAUUUACAUUCAGACUCGGACCAGUUGGACAGCACAAACAUCUCCAACCUGAUCUCAGUGUUGGGUUCAGGUGGACUAUCUGAGUUUGUGAGUUGGCAGCAAACGGACCUUGAGCAAAUAUUCGCCGCUCAAACAAUUUGUUUAAAACAUACACUGUUAGCAGGCAAUGGAUGGACCAGAGCAAUUGAAGCUUUUUGAUUUGUAUGAUUGUUUUUGUUUGUAUUGUUUUUUAUUAUUGCUUUCAAAUAAACCAUGACACGACUGCAGAUAACUCCUCUGUUAUUGAAAAAAUGUUGUUGAAAUGUGAUGUUAUUGAGCAAUCAUGUUAAUUUCUGUAACAUUUUUCGUGCCAAUUGAUAUUAUUUGUUCACACGGUAUACAUGAAUUGUACCUUUCAUUUAAACCUUAUUUUCCGGUGAUUCAUUUGGGGGUACUGAAGUUUGUUUCAAGCCUAUCUCCUGAAGAAAUGAGUUAACGCUGUUUCUCUGGGAAAGACGUUGGACGAGCUCCAUCACGUGGUCAGUAAAGAUCUGUGCAGCCUCGUGCACCAUCUCAACGCAGAAUAUCAUUCUGUAAAUGUAUUAUUUAUUUCAUUUUUAUUAUUUUAUUAAUCAAUAAAACUAACAUCAUUUAAAAAAAACACUGAUGCAUUGGCUUUAAAUCUCGA